AUGACCAAAAAUCAUGAAAAAAUACGAUUUAAAAUUGCAAGAAUUAUUAAAAUUUGGGAGAAAUAUGGUGUAUAUGAUAAUAGUUAUUUAGCUGGUUUAACUAAUUUGUUGACUACACAAAAUCCGAAAUUAAAAUUAGCUGAUCCUGUACAAGAGUUUCAAGUACAAGCAUUAGCAGUUAAAAUACGUUCUUGUAUUAAACUUGAACAGAUUACAGACUUGCAGAUAAAAAGUUUAAGAGAAACUAACUUGCCUCUCACUAAUAAUGAGGCUUUAGAGAACAUGUUAAAAACAGUUCGAACACCGAGUCACGAGUUUUUGAUUGAACUAAAUGAUGAUGUGUCAAAAAUUCAAAGUUCUAUUAAAUGCAUUAAAUUAGAAACUAUUGAUCGUGCUCAACUAAUAGAUGCUUUAGAAGUUGCUACAUCUUAUUAUUCAGCACAAAAUAAAGAAGUUGAGAUUUUUGCUCAGGCAUAUUUCGACUUCACUAAUAGAUUAAUACUUCUCAAGAGUAAAUUGCAGUCUUUGGUUGGUUCUACGCCAACAGAUAUUCCAAUGUCUUCGCCCUAUAUUAAUGCACCACCGCCUUCGACAUCUUCUGUGUCUAUUGAAGACUUAAACAUCAACACUGUAUUAAUGAACUCCGAUCAAUAUAUGACAAAAACACUAAUCAAAAAUAAUGUUAAUGUGCCCACUACAGUUAUUGAUAGUAUUAAAUCAUAUAUUACUCCUGACAUGCAUACUACUGCUCAAGAAUUGUAUGAUUCAGCUUCUGUGAGUUUUCCAGCAAUAGAAAAUCAUGAUCAACAAUCAUUAACCAGCCAGUUUCCAUAUGAUGCUCCAUCACUGCUUCCAGAUGAGACUUUUGCAUACUCAGCAUUUCCUAAUCAGACAAAUGUAUCAUAUACUAAUAUGAAUAAUUAUAAUAAAAGUUCUGCAUAUUCUACAAGUAGUUAUGACGUUUCUGUACCUACUCCAAUGUCAUCUAAUCAGCAAUUAAUAACUUCUGAAUGCUCUAAUAAUAUGGUACCUCCUACUAAUUUUUCAUUGCUUAUAAAUGAAAAUACUAAACCAGUAUUUCAUGUUCCACAAAGAGUUUGGGACAUACCUGUACUUAGUGAUUGUUUGAAAAAUGACACACCAGCAUCGCUGCCUAUUCUUAAGAAAAGCUCCUAUCAAAACACAUCCAUUAUCAGUAAAACUGAUGGAAAGCUAGGAAUCGAUUACUGUAUUUUACCAACAAAAAUAAUAGAUAGGAAUGAACGAGUUUCUCGAGGAAUGAUAACUAAAACUUCUGAUAUUGACCACAGAAACUUAAUUAGUUUGACACAUGGUCCUGAUAUGAAUUCAUCAAUGGUAUCUGUUGAUGUUGAUUACCAAACAUUUCCUGAUAUUUCUAUACCCCUAUCGUCAUCAUCACUAGAUUUUCCUAUGGAAGCACUCAGUAAUCCACCAGAAAAUAAUGUAGAAAGUGUUGAUAUGAAUUUGAGUGAAAAUGAAGAUAUACCUAAAUCAAAUCAUUACCAUAAACAUCCUGUAGUCUUACCGCUACCACUUCCACCACAAAUGCCUUUUGUCUAUGACCAACAAUGUGUACCAGAUGUUACAAACCAGUGGGAACAACCUUCCCAAAUAUGGAGUAAUGAUAGACCCAGUUUUGAUUAUAGCCAGUGGGAUAUAGAACAAUCUGAUCAAUGGAAACAUCAUUACCAGUGUGGACAAAAGCCAAAUGAUUCAAACUUUGUUCUUAAUCGACCUCAACUUCAGUGGCCUCAACAUACUCAGAGAAACCAAUCCAAAGGAGAUUUUAGGCCAAAAUGGAAGAGAGGAAUUUGUGUUUGGCCAAGAGGCCCUAGAAAUUUCAUUCCAUAUUCUACACCUACUGGCAUAUUGAAUCAGGGACCACGCUUUGCAUCGUGGAACCAGGGUCCACGGUUUGGACCAUGGAAUCAGAGACCACGGUUUGGACCAUGGAAACAGGGACCACCUUUUGGACCGUGGAAUCAGGGACCACGUUUUGGACUGUGGAAUCGACCCUGGUAA
Messenger RNA from Macrosiphum euphorbiae (potato aphid), 2043 nucleotides. NCBI's taxonomy places the organism in Eukaryota, Metazoa, Arthropoda, Insecta, Hemiptera, Aphididae. The record is from the annotation of a GenBank genome assembly.